AUGGCGGACGAAGUUGAAAAUCUAGACGAACAAAGAAAACUUGAAGAAAAUCCCUUUGCUUCUCUAAAGAUUUCAUCUUUUGAAGUUUUAAGAGAUGCUGAAAGGAGCACUUGCAAGAAAUGCAAGGCAUCUAGAAAGUACUAUUGCUAUAAAUGCUUUGAUGUUGUUGGCAUUGAACGUUCCAUGAUUCCAUUUGUUAGCCUUCCCCUUCAAGUAGACAUAAUAAAGCAUAAAGGGGAAGUAAUGGGAAAAAGCACUGCUUGUCAUGCUGCAAUACUAGCACCUGAUAAUGUCACAAUUCAUCAUUUUCCUACAAUACCACAAUUCAAGUCAAAAGAAAAGGUCAUUCUUGUCUAUCCCUCAGAGACUGCUUUGAGUCUUGGUGAUCUUGAAAAGAAAACUUCCAGCAAUGACUGUACUCAUUUUGACCAUGUCAUUUUCAUUGACAGUACUUGGGACCAGACCCACUCAAUUAUAUCAGAUCCAAGACUUGCAGAUAUACAGAGAGUUAAAUUAGAAAAUGCAACUACUUAUUUUUGGAGACCUCAAAGGAAACCAAGCACUUGUUUAGCAACAAUAGAAGCUGUUUAUUACUUUUUCAAAGAAUAUCAAAAGUACAUAAUGAAAAGCGACUAUGAUGGACAGUUUGACAAUUUAUUAUAUUUCUUCGUCUUUCAAUAUUUGUUAAUCAAGCAAAAAAAACGAAAAAGCAAAAGGCAAAAACUUGAGUAGCUUCUAAUCGCAUAAUACAUUACUGAACUCCCCAUUCAGGUGUACAGAUAAUUUUGGACAUGGAAAGACAAACGUUUUUGGCAAUAUUUGUUUUAAUGGUAUUAUCGUCAUUUCUGAUUGCAAGUACGACCAGUUCCUCUUAUGAUGCCUGUAGUUUUGGAAGUCGACGCUUUGCGAGAAUUUGUAAAAGAAAUCAAGUACGAAACAAGGUAGUGAUGGAUCUGGCAGACAAUUCGAAAGAAAGAUCACGUGAACAAACAGCAAGUGAAGAUGUGAGUUCAUACCUAAAGCGAAUAUUCCAAGACGACUACUAACGCAAAGACCUGCGUGAUAAACAACCAAUGUACCAUAAUAUAAACCACUAAUUUAAAAAUCACCAGUCACGUGACUCCAACGACACCAUCACGUGAUUGAUGAURCCAAAUAUAGUCAUUGAAAAUUCAUAAGUGAUAUACUGGAUAUCAAAAUGUUUAUGAUUCAGUGCUAGUAAUAUAGAUAUAAUUGCACUAUUAUUCAAUACUAUUUAAAAACGACUAAAAGUUCUAGAAAMGUAAAGAAUAAAGAUGUGACUGUACAAUAUUGAGCAACAACU
This is a messenger RNA of Exaiptasia diaphana, 1324 nucleotides long. Its product is annotated as DTW domain-containing protein 1. Lineage: Eukaryota; Metazoa; Cnidaria; Anthozoa; Actiniaria; Aiptasiidae. Gene Ontology annotation, biological process: tRNA modification. The transcript has 12 exons. The record is from RefSeq and is a predicted model, not a curated record. Gene Ontology annotation, cellular component: nucleus. Bases 1 to 732 code for a protein of 243 amino acids. Gene Ontology annotation, molecular function: tRNA-uridine aminocarboxypropyltransferase activity.